UUUCUAUUUUAAAGAAGGUAAGACUUAGAGAGUUUAACUGACAUGGCCAAAUUCACACAGCUGGUGGGGCUUGGGUGGGAAGUUAGGUCUUUUGAUCAUUUAGUUCAGUGCUCUUUCCACCAAAAUGAGAUAGUAAUGGGAAAUUUGUGUGGAUACAGAGUACCCAAAUAGUGUGUCUAGGAAAGAAUCUCACAGUCCUGAUGCUUAGAACUACUUAUCUUUCAUUUUCAUUUAUACUAUCCAUGAUUAUUGGGUAAAUUUCCCAUAGUGUGAUAGCAGAAAAAUAGAUCCAGUUCCUUGUUGAAAUAUAAGAACAAAAGGUAGGUUCUCUGUCUAGCUGUGACCGGCUGAGGCUGCACAACAGCAUAGAGAUGGUAGCCUUGCCUGGCUACUGCAGCACUAGGGUGUCAGUUGGUCCCGCCCAGAACACUUCAGUUCUGCCCUGCAAAGAUAUAUUUAAUAACUGAUUGGUGUGCCCCUUUAAUACAAGAAAAUGGAAACUGAACCGCCAGAGGAAACCUUUCCCAACACCGAAACAAAUGGUGAAUUAGGUAAACGCCCUGCUGAAGAUAGGGAAGAUGAACAAGCUUUUAAAAGAUCUAGAAACUCUGAUGAGAUGGUUGAAUUACACAUUCUGCUUCAGAGCAAGAAUGCUGGGGCAGUGAUUGGAAAAGGAGGCAAGAAUAUUAAAGCUCUCCAUACAGACUACAAUGCCAGUGUUUCAGUCCCAGACAGCAGUGGCCCCGAGUGCAUAUUGAGUAUCAGUGCUGAUAUUGAAACAAUUGGAGAAAUUCUGAAGAAAAUCAUCCCUAUCUUGGAAGAGGGCCUGCAGUUGCGAUCACUCACUGCAACCAGCCAGCUCCCACUCGAAUCUGAUGCUGUGGAAUGCUUAAAUUACCAACACUAUAAAGGAAGCUACUACUGCGAGUUGAGACUGUUGAUUCAUCAGAGUCUGGCUGGAGGAAUUAUUGGGGUCAAAGGUGCUAAAAUCAAAGAACUUCGAGAGAACACUCAGACAACAAUCAAGCUUUUCCAGGAAUGUUGUCCUCAAUCCACUGACAGAGUUGUUCUUAUUGGAGGAAAACCUUAUAGGGUUGGAGAGUGCAUAAAGAUCAUCCAUGAUCUUAUAUUAGAGUCUCCCAUCAAGGGACGUGCUCAGCCUUAUGAUCCCAGUUUUUACGAUGAAACCUAUGAUUAUGGUGGUUUUACAAUGAUGUUUGAUGACCGCCGUGGAUGUCCUGUGGGAUUUCCCAUGCCGGGAAGAGGUGGUUUUGACAGAAUGCCUCCUGGUUGGGGUGGGCGUCCCAUACCUCCAUCCAGAAGAGAUUGUGAUGAUAUGAGCCCUCGCCGAGGACCUCCUCCUGUACGAGGGGGCCGGGGUGGCAGAGCUCGGAAUCUUCCUCUUCCUCCACCACCACCACCUAGAGGAGGAGAGCUAAUGGCCUAUGACAGAAGAGGGAGACCUGGAGACCGUUAUGAUGGCGUGGUUGGUUUCAGUGCUGAUGAAACCUCUGCAGUAGAUACAUGGAGCCCAUCAGAGUGGCAGAUGACUUAUGAACCACAGGGUGGCUCUGGAUAUGAUUAUUCCUAUGCAGGGGGUUGUGGCUCGUACGGUGAUCUUGGUGGGCCUAUUAUUACUACACAAGUAACUAUUCCCAAAGAUCUGGCUGGAUCUAUUAUUGGCAAAGGUGGUCAGCAGAUUAAACAAAUCCGUCAUGAGUCAGGAGCUUCGAUCAAAAUUGAUGAACCUUUAGAAGGGUCUGAAGAUUGGAUUAUUACCAUUACAGGAACACAGGCCCAGAUACAGAAUGCACAGUAUUUGCUGCAGAACAGUGUGAAGCAGUAUUCUGGAAAAUGUAAUGUUUUAGUUCCUUACAAACAGGCUUGGGGGUUGGGGGAGGGUGUGCAAAAACGAACAUUGACGAACAUUGAAAUUUUGAAACAGCAGCAGAGUGAGUGA
Messenger RNA from Physeter macrocephalus (sperm whale), 1960 nucleotides. Its product is annotated as heterogeneous nuclear ribonucleoprotein K-like. NCBI's taxonomy places the organism in Eukaryota, Metazoa, Chordata, Mammalia, Artiodactyla, Physeteridae. Gene Ontology annotation, molecular function: mRNA binding. The record is from RefSeq and is a predicted model, not a curated record. Gene Ontology annotation, cellular component: cytoplasm; nucleus. Gene Ontology annotation, biological process: regulation of gene expression.